Paramuricea clavata is the source of this 2167-nucleotide messenger RNA. The record is from the annotation of a GenBank genome assembly. Lineage: Eukaryota; Metazoa; Cnidaria; Anthozoa; Malacalcyonacea; Plexauridae.
AUGCAAGGUCAAGGAACAAGCAGAUUAUGUCAGGGUGCUCCAGGAACUCCAGGACGAGACGGUAUUUAUCUUUUUAAAAAACGAUCUCUAGAACAGUAGAAGUCAUAAAUCAUAAUGUAAUUCCAUUACGCGUGCAUUCGUAGUGUGAUGCAGUUGUAGCCUCGAGGUUUGCAUGCAUGGUAAUGCCGUUUUUAUAACGUGACGGUGAUAUUUGUACGCAGUUUAAUUUCUUCCAGCUUUGCUUUUAAGUUUUAAGUUUUAACCUGCACAUUAGAUAGAUAGAUAGAUAGAUAGAUACUUCAUUUCCAGAGGGUAGCACACACACAGUAGUGUGCGUGAAACACUAACAAACUUAUGGCCCUUACUUAAUAAUAGAACUUCCUUUAUAUAAAAUUAGAAAGUUGAAACUCGAUGGAAAGUUAAGUUUUGAUAACUACCAGAAGUAAAAUUGUAAAAUGUAAAAAAAUGAUUAAAUAGUGUUAAAUUUUAAAACAUGCUAUCGUGCCUUUUUUUAUAUAACUUAUAUCAGUUAUAUGCACGGAAAGUACUCAGUCUUGGCUAUAGAAUCUCCUUUUCGUGAUUGAGAUUUUGGGUUUAGAGCCCUUUAUUUCGUUACAGGAAGACACAUUUAUGAAAUCAUACAGUUAUAUUAGAUUAUGUAUAAAAGACGUUUAUAUAAAGCCGAUACCUUAAUAAGGCUGUACUUUCCGGAAGUGUCUGUUCACCAUCUUUCGGAAACUGUACAACAUGACACGUUAAUUGUUUCCUUCAUACAUUGGCAGGUCGUGACGGCCGAGACGCAACGCUAAUGGGUAAGACAACAUUUACAUUGUUUAGUUAGACUUUUAGUAGUUUUUUUUGUAUUUAUUGUACUUGAAUAUCCAAACUACGUAUUGUAUACAAACCUAUUAAGUUAAAGUAGAUCGAUAUUAUGUACAUGCAGUAUUAAGUAAAUUGUAGUAAAUCAGUUGCAAUAUGAAUUAAUGAUUUAAUUGUCGAGACGUUACGUUUUUGUAGACCCUAAGCUAGAGUAGAUAAAUCAAGUAUAUUAAUUAAUUAAUUAAUUAAUUAAUUAAUUAAUUAAUUAAGUAUAGUCUUAGCUUGUUUUCUUGUUAAUUGCUCAAAACUUGAAGAUUGCUUUUUAUGUUAAGGUGGCUCCCUAGGCGUUUCUUUACCUAGGGAGCCACCUUAAGCAACAUCUUUUUCGUAAAUUAUAGGACCACCAGGCAAACCAAAACCUAAUGGAAUUCAAGGGAUAAAGGGAGACGCAGGAGGUGCGACUGGCGGUGCUGUGUACACGCGCUGGGGAAGAAAUGACUGUCCAAAAUCUGGCAAUACAACUGAACUUUAUUCUGGUAAUGUACGCAAAAAUUAAUCACAAAAUCAAGUUGCUUAAUAACGUUUAACACAAGAUAUCUUCACGCAAGAGUAAUCAUUAUAAACAAGUAUAAGUUUAUAAAUACAUUUAGUGUAAGCCGUAGUUGUUUAUCAUGAAAUGCAUGACAAGGACGAAAGAGUAGGAAAUGAGAGGGACUGGGUAUAAUGAGUGAUAAAUAAGAUUUAAAGGAAAAGUGUAAAAAGAGAAUUUAGCAAUUGUUUAACUAAGGCCAUCGCCAUGCAAAUAGCAAGAUAGGAUUUUAAGGCUUUGAUAGUUGAGUGUCUUUCUUCUUUGUUUAUUAAAGGUGUGAUGAGUAGAUCAUACCAUAGUCAUAGUGGGGGUGGAUCAAACUAUCUCUGCCUACCACUCGAUCCAAUAUUCGACAAAAUAUCCCCUGGUCUUCAAGACAAUGCGCAACUGUGCGGUGUGGAGUAUAUGACAAGUGGCCAAAGUAAUAUAUUCUCAAGGAAGGUACAUCACCACAAUGUUCCAUGCGCUGUGUGUCAUACUGAGUCUCGUGGUAGUCAUGUGAUGAUCCCUGCUCGCAAUGUCUGUCCUGCUGGUUGGACGUUGGAAUAUAAAGGUUAUAUAAUGUCAGCGAAUGCCGGUCACAAAGGCCGGACCAAGUUUAUCUGUGUUGAUAAAGAUCCUGGAAGUACUGUUGGAGGCUCUGAGUAUCAAGGUCCUAGCAGUGGCUAUCUAUAUUUCGCUGAAGCAUACUGUGGGUCUUUGCCGUGUGGUCCAUACAUCAAUGGACAUGAGUUGACUUGUGCUGUAUGUACAAAAUGA